Molecule: messenger RNA, 1191 nt
Organism: Anopheles moucheti
Lineage: Eukaryota; Metazoa; Arthropoda; Insecta; Diptera; Culicidae
Product: venom serine protease-like
Exons: 3
Coding region: 1-1191 (396 amino acids)
Biological process (GO): proteolysis
Molecular function (GO): serine-type endopeptidase activity
Source: RefSeq, a predicted model, not a curated record
AUGCACGGAGGCAUAGUUCUUAUCGCGCUGGUUUUCGGCCUGUUGGCCGUCGCGUUCCCAUUUGCGGGUGCCCAAUUUAGUGGUUGCGAUAGGCAGAAAACUUUCACGACCGGUGAAGUGUUCUACGUGGAGACGCCGAACUUUCCCAACUAUUACGCGAAGGGCACUAACUGCCGCUGGCAGCUGACGGCCCCGGCCGGCAACACGUUCUACGUCAAUUGCUAUGAUAUCUAUCUGGCAACGUCAACCGGAUGCAAGGAAGAUCGUUUGGAGAUAUCCCUCCAAAAUGAUCCUACGCUCGCCUAUGCCACCAAGUACUGUGGACAGAACACUUUCACGCUCCAGUCUACCGGCAAUCGGGCGGUGUUUGCCUUGCGAACGACAACCACCUCCACGGGGGGACGGUUCCGGUGUCAAGUCGUGGCCCAAGCCGCUCCAAAAUGCACUUGUGGAUUGCGCCGCACAUCGAAGAUCGUCAAUGGUGUCCCGACGCUGGUCAACGAGUUCCCGAUGAUGGCGGCUCUGGUGGAUUCUGCAUCACGCGCAGUCUUUUGCGGUGCUACCAUCAUCUCGGAGUAUCAUGCGUUAACAGCCGUCCACUGCAUGAGAGGACGCAGCAUCCCAGCAUCAGGGUUGCUGGUGGGUGAUCACGAUACAAAAGUCGGUACUGACACUAGCUACUCGGUGCUGAUGCGCAUCGCCUCCGUUACGAACCAUCCGUCGUUCGUGUUCAGCCCUUCGCAGAACGAUAUAGCCAUCGUGCGUACCGUAGAUCGCAUCAUCUUCAACGCGGGCGUAUUACCGGCCUGUCUACCAUUCCGAUUUUCCGGCUCCAACUUUGCGGGCUCCAUUGUCGAAGCGACCGGCUGGGGUACGUUGGACUAUGGGGCACAAGUCUCAACGGUUCUCCGGAAGGUGUCGCUUAACGUCAUUACGCAGCCAGCCUGCCAAGCGGCCGUGGCCAACAUUCUCCCAUCGCAUAUAUGCACCUUCACGCCCAACAAGGACUCGUGUCAGUACGAUUCGGGCGGUCCACUCCUGUACACGUACGGUGGCUACGUGUAUUUGGUCGGUAUCAUCAACUACGGUCAAGCCUGCGCCACUACCAAACCAUCGAUCAGCAGCCGAGUCACUUCCUACCUGUCGUGGAUCCAAAGCAUGACACCGGGCAUCACCUACUGUACGCCAUAA